UCCUCGCAAAGAGGCGAAGAGACUUGAAGUUUCCCUUUCCCACAGCUGCAGUUUAAAAACGUCGGCCACAUUGUUACAAUGACGACAUGAAUAGUUUCUACUUGGCGUAAAGAAGUCGACGGUGAUGGCGUUUCAAUAAUGGCUGCGCUACAAACUUCAAAGGCCAAACUUUUGUAACUGGAAUCUCUCCCAGCCCGAUUUGCCUUCCCUAAAUUGAGGAAAAACAGCAGUACCAUGGCACAUUGUGCUUACGGUACUAUUUUGGCAUUUGUUUGCCUUUUCGGCGUGACCAAGAGUUAUCUGUCCAUACCUCUGAAAAUCUUCCCGGGGAAGUACAACGUGUCGUCGGCUGUGGGUUUGUCAGUCACUCGCCCGGUGGCGCUUGCUCCUGAUGGGAAGGGUCUGUCUCUGGCCUCCGACCCCAGCGGUCAAGUCAACUUUAUGGACAUGGUGGGCAACCUACAAGGGGACUCCGGAAGAGGCUACUACAUGGAAAUGUUCAUUGGCACUCCCGGACAACAGCUGAAUAUCCUGGUGGAUACCGGCAGCAGUAACUUUGCAGUGGCUGCGGCUUCAUACCCAUUUAUUACUCGCUACUUCGACACUGCACUCUCCAGUUCCUUCAGGUCAGAUGGCCAAACUGUAGCUGUCAGGUACACCCAGGGAAACUGGAUGGGUGAACUUGGUGUUGACCUUAUCUCCAUUCCCAAUGGCCCAAAUGGUACCAUCAGCGUCAACAUAGCUGCUAUCUUGUCAUCUGAGGGCUUCUUCCUACCUGGGAUCAACUGGCAGGGCAUCCUCGGACUAGCCUAUCCCAUGCUGGCUCGGCCAGAUUCAUCUGUGGAACCCUUCUUCAACUCUGUGGUGAAACAGCUUGGUAUUCCUGAUGUCUUUUCCCUACAGAUGUGCGGCACUGGAAUGUCUGCUAGCAGCUUAGUCGACCCCCCGGGUGGUAGUCUUAUCAUGGGUGGGGUUGAACCAACUCUGUAUCGGGGGUCAAUCUGGUACAGCCCUAUAGUUGAGGAAUGGUACUACCAAGUAGAGGUUUUAAAGCUGGAGGUUGGCAACCAGAAUCUGGACCUUGACUGCAGAGAGUAUAACAUGGAUAAAGCUAUAGUUGACAGCGGCACGACGCUGCUGCGACUUCCAGUCAACGUCUUCAAUGCGGUGGUGGACGCCAUCACACGCAGCUCUCUGAUUCAGGCGUUUUCAUCAGGGUUCUGGGAUGGGACCAAGCUGGCUUGCUGGAUGAGGGGAGAUACCCCCUGGAGAUUUUUCCCCAAACUGUCCAUCUACCUAAGGCACACGAACACCAGUGAAUCCUUCCGCAUCACCAUCCUUCCUCAGUUGUACAUCCAGCCUAUCACAGACAUGGAUGGCACGCUGGACUGCUACCGCUUCGGUGUAUCUUCAUCUGCUAACGGUCUCGUGAUCGGUGCGACUGUUAUGGAGGGUUUCUACGUGGUGUUCGAUCGUGCCCAUCGCAGACUGGGCUUUGCCCUCAGCAACUGUGCAGUUAACGGUGGAGUGGCUCUGUCCGAAAUCGACGGGCCCUUCUCAGCGGCGGACAUGGCGUCGGACUGCUCUGGCCGAGCGCUGCAGGAUCCUCUUCUUUGGGUGAUCUCCUACACUCUCGUGGCCGUGUGCGCCGUCAUCUUAUUUAUCCUGCUCCUGCUGCUGGUGCUGCCCUGCCGACGGCGAGGAUACUCCGGGGAGAUAACCGACCAGUCCUCGCUGGUGCGGCACCGCAUCAAGUGACUGAGAGGGAAGGCGCGGGCGACAGGCGCAAACGGGCAGGACGCCAGCGAGCGAAGCGCCGCCGCCGAGGUGGAAAAAGGGGUGAGGCUGCACAAGGUGGUUGACGUGGAAGGGUCCACCACCUCGGAGAGGGACAAUCCUUCUGAUAAGCUCUCAAAAAACACUGUCAGCGGUGCACAAUGAAAUGAACUCAUGGUUUGUAUUUUAACUCUUGAAGUGAUCUGUCCAUGCAGAUGGCUGAACCAAUCUAUGAAUCAGUGCUUUUCUUGAGCAAAUAUACACUCGCAUACACAUCUCUCAAUAAGUUAAGAGUAGCGUCGAAAGCAUAAUCUAUUUCAAUAGUUCAAUUACUAAUUAAUUAAAAAGUAAAAGUUAUACAUUAUAUAGAUUCCCUACACAGUGAAAUAUUACAUAAUUUCAGUUUUAUAUAGAAUUUGGAUGAUUACAGCUUUUUUUUUUUUUUUUUUUUUAUUUGACAGGAAUUGGCCUACUGUAUACGGACUCUAUAAGAUGUGAUUAUUGACAUAAAUAAACUUUUCCAGCGUACUCUAAUUUAUUGAGAUGUAUCUGUAUACUGUAUACAAAGAGUUAGGGAUGUUGGAACAGCGAGUUGCGCAAAAAGUACCGAAGCAUUCAAAAGAUUAGAGGUCAAAUUACGUUCACCUGCUAUAAAGUAUAUUUUAGGUUCAUCCUGAAAUUUCACCUGAAAUCUGAGUUUCUGAACUUUUUGUGAGUAGUGUUUGUAUUAGAGAUGUAAUUUUCCAAACAAAUAGAAUGAUUUUUGGUACAUGUGUUUAAACGUGCCUUUUCGCUCACACCGGUCGGUGAUGGAAUGUUUUACCCUCUUGUUCCUUUUAAAUUCGCCUCCAAAUUAUGGUUGAAUAUGUGGAAGGAAAAGCUGCUUGAACAGUAACUGACACUUCCUGCCAUACUGGAAGUAAAAUGUCACGUUUGCAUUGCUUGUAGUGCCUGCAGAAAACUCUUACACAGAGGUUGUGCACUUUUAUUCAACACUGUCAUGAAACUGAGUCCACCGUGCUUACAUUGCUUGUUUACACAAACCCCAAGUCUCCAAUCAAGGGGGUUGAUGUCGUGUUCUGGCAGUAUGUCAGGACUGUGCCAAAGUAUUUGCGCUUUGAGAUGAACUGAUCCACUAUUCCGGCUGUCCGGCCUGUAAAAGUGGAAGUCAGUUCAGCGCUUGACAUUUUGUUACAACAGUCGUUUAUGGAAAAAGCUGACGAGCGCCUCUACAUUCUGACCUGAAGCGGCAAAAAAAGGGUGACUUUCACCUUGCUGUUUGUAUUACCAGUUUUGGGUUGCACUUGUACAGCCCAAAUUGAUGUUCAAAUCUGUGGUCAAUGCUGAGCUGUUGUCUAAAUGUAGUUUUACUGAUUGUGUUUAAGUUCAACUUUAUAUUGAAAUCUAUUUGAAUGUGAGUUAUUAUUUCUGAAUUUUGGCACAUACUGCACAUUUGCAAAGAAGCAAUAUUAGAAUAUUCCUUUAGAACUGACUCAACCACACGUACAAUCAAAGCCGCACGACCUGAAACAUGGUUGGAGCUUCUUUUAAAACUUAAAUGUGGUAUCUAAUGCCAUCCAGUGGAAAAGAUGGCGAUUGCAAGCAAUUGACUCUCGAGGAAAGCCAAAGCCACUUGUUCUUGAAAGAAGAAUUGUAUAUUUUUCAGUACCAAGAUUGUAAAUGCUGCAAAUAAAGAACUUAUGACCACAUUGAACAUUUGAUUGU
Messenger RNA from Phycodurus eques (leafy seadragon), 3501 nucleotides. RefSeq names its product beta-secretase 2 (gene bace2). Gene Ontology annotation, biological process: membrane protein ectodomain proteolysis; amyloid-beta metabolic process. Lineage: Eukaryota; Metazoa; Chordata; Actinopteri; Syngnathiformes; Syngnathidae. Gene Ontology annotation, molecular function: aspartic-type endopeptidase activity. The transcript is spliced from 9 exons. Gene Ontology annotation, cellular component: trans-Golgi network; endosome; membrane. The record is from RefSeq and is a predicted model, not a curated record. The coding region runs from base 235 to 1758 and encodes 507 amino acids.